Messenger RNA from Vespa crabro (European hornet), 1520 nucleotides. Its product is annotated as HMG box-containing protein 4. The record is from RefSeq and is a predicted model, not a curated record. NCBI's taxonomy places the organism in Eukaryota, Metazoa, Arthropoda, Insecta, Hymenoptera, Vespidae. The transcript has 5 exons. The coding region runs from base 108 to 1451 and encodes 447 amino acids.
UAAAAACAACAUUAGUAAAUAAUCUUGUGCGUACAUAACAGGCUUUAUCGUAAAAAAAGUAAAAGAAUUUUAUCCUUAAAAUAUAAUUAUUUUUAAGUCUAUUGUGCAUGAUGCAAAGCAAUAUUCGAAAGCCCGCGAAAUCUAAGGAAUCAUCGCGGCGCAAUAAGCAUUCGAAGAUUUCCGAUCGGAAGACUGGUACAAUGGAUGUGUUCGUGUCGCCAAAACGUCAGAAAAGUGACGAUCUAGAGGUCACAGGGAUUUCCCGAAGUGGCCGCGUAAGAAAGAAAUCUUCUAAGCUUGUUGAUUUUGAAUCGCCUGAUGACUUCUCGGAAAAUAAAUACAAGCGACAAAAAACGCAGUUACAAGCAUCACAAUUGUUGGAACAAUAUGAAGCACAGCAUCAUAUGUCUCCUAGUCAAAUUCAACAGACUCAUGCUGGACGACAGAGAAAAAAUUCAGGAUCACAUUCUGGACAGCAAAGAGUUAAAGCAGAACCAAUAUCUGAUAAUGAAGGCCAGUCAUCAGCAUCGGAUUCAGAUGAUCCCAUCGGGUUGAACGAAGAUGAACGAUAUAGCAUGGAUUCUGGAAGUGAUGAUGAAAUAGAUCCUCUCAUGAUCGAUGACAGAGAAACUGGAUUUAGAAAAUUAGAACCACCAGGUCAGGAAACACCUUCUCAAGCAAAUAGUUUAUAUAUGCUUGAAAAAUGUAAAAAAAAAUUAAUUAUUAAGGAUGGCAAAAUAAUAGGCAGAAUGAAGGCACAACGUAAGGAUAAAGGGAAAACAAGAUUUACUGCCUAUAUGUUAUGGGCUAAAGAAAUAAGGCAAGAACUACUGGAACAAUGUCCUUAUAUGGAUUUUGCUGCAAUUUCUAAACGAUUAGGUGAACUUUGGGCCACAGUGCCAAACCUGGAGAAAUAUAACUGGCGUAGACGCGCGAAGCGUUUAGCAGCAAAACCUCAUUCUAUGCCUACCAAUAAAGAUGAGUCUGUUUGGAAAAUGCCACCACCUGCUUCUCGAAAAAAGUUCAUAAAUAAAAUUGGUAAUGGAAAAGAAACUAAACCAAUCUCUUCGAAAAAAACUCUUCAGUUAGGCGUACCUUCUGUUAUAGGAAAUGUACCUGUGUCACCUCCAACAAAUAAAGGUGGGAAAGAUUUGGUUAAUGAACCUAUAAUAGGUACAGGAAUGUACAAAGUAAUUGGAACACAACCCAUUGAUGUUGCGGCACAUCUCAAAUUACUUGGUGAAAGUUUAACCAUUAUAGGUGAACGUUUAAAAGAACAUGACGGUCAAAUAGCAGUUUCGGGUAGUUUGUCGGUAUUAUUGGACUCGUUGCUCUGUGCAUUAGGUCCUUUGAUAUGUCUUACACAACAGGUACCAGAAAUUAAUGGAGCCCAACACGAAACAUUAUCACAAAUGCUUGAUAAUAUCGCAUAUCUUAUGCCUGGUUUGUAAUAUAGAUAUUAUAUGGAAACGCGUGUAAAUAUAGAAAAUAGCUAAAUAUAAAUAAAUCAAUAAUACGUU